This is a messenger RNA of Vigna umbellata (rice bean), 594 nucleotides long. The record is from RefSeq and is a predicted model, not a curated record. NCBI's taxonomy places the organism in Eukaryota, Viridiplantae, Streptophyta, Magnoliopsida, Fabales, Fabaceae.
AUGGGAAGUAUUCAGAAACAAGUUUUACGAGGAAUACUUCCCAGAGAUAACGUUCGUUUUGCAAAGGAGGUGGAGUUUCUUCAGUUAGUGCAAGGGGGGAUGUCAGUGUCGGAAUACACCAACAAAUUCAAACAUUUAGUGAGAUUUAACACUAUGGCGACCAGUGAAGAAUGGCAGUGUAGAAAGUUUGAAAAUGGGCUGAGGAGUGAGUUGAAGCUGCUGAUAUCCAGCCUAUGUAUUAGGUCUUUUCCUGCUAUUGUUGAGAGAGCAAAAGUAUUAGAGAAGAACGUUCAAGAGGUGGAACAGCAGAAGAAGCAACAACAACAAUCAGUAAGAGGACCCAUAUCUUCUAGGAACAAUGCGAAUCUGAGAAGAACACCUUACGCUCGUCCAACGUUGCCUCCUAAUACUGGUGGGUCCCAAGUUCAAGCAGUGGUUGCUGCCGGUCGAUCUGGACAGCAAGGGACCGUGACUUGUUUUCAGUGUGGAGGACCGCACUACCGUUCGUCGUGUCCUCAGUUGGUAGGCGGAAAAUAUUGCACUCGUUGUGGAAGAACUGGUCAUCUGGAGAGCGAGUGUAACAUGGGAGGAUGA